Trichomonas vaginalis G3 is the source of this 639-nucleotide messenger RNA. Its product is annotated as protease family. The record is from RefSeq and is a predicted model, not a curated record. The coding region runs from base 1 to 639 and encodes 212 amino acids. The transcript has a single exon. Gene Ontology annotation, biological process: proteolysis. Lineage: Eukaryota; Parabasalia; Trichomonadida; Trichomonadidae. Gene Ontology annotation, molecular function: deNEDDylase activity; cysteine-type peptidase activity.
AUGGGUAAAGCUCAAGCUAUAUAUCAUUUUGAGAAUAUUUCCAUUUACGAUACUGAUAUAAACAUAAUAAAGAAUAAUGAGUGGGUUAGCGCUCGGCUUGUUCACCUUGCUGGAAGGAAAAUCGAAUUGGAAAAUCUUACCAAAACCGAUGACCAACAUAAAAACAUAAUGUUUUACCCACCAAAUACAUUGCUAGGCCUUAGAUUUUUCCCUGAGCCAUUUGUUCAUCCAAUUGUAGAGAAUUUUAAUGUUUUUGAAGCAAGAUAUGUAUUCCUUCCUUUUCAUAACGGUACAUCAGGGUCUGAUUCAGGAUCACAUUGGUGUUUAUUAGUAUGGGAUACUCAUUACUCUCCAAAUGAGGUUAGCCAGUUCUAUUAUUUCGAUUCUAUGGCAAGUUCUACAUAUAAUUUGGCGAAAAAGGAAUGCGCACUGAUCUGCAAAUACUAUGGCGUUCGUGAAUUUGAAUUUCUCGAAAAACCAUCUCCACAGCAACAAAAUGUAUAUGAUUGCGGCAUGUUUAUGAUAGCUAACAUUGAAUACCUAGCUAAGAACAUGGAUUUCGACAACCUUUGUUCAAAUGUUUCCCAAAAUUCUGUUUCACAAUUACGAAAAGAUUUUGUAUCAAAGUUUGUAACAUAA